This is a messenger RNA of Columba livia (rock pigeon), 2814 nucleotides long. RefSeq names its product neuron derived neurotrophic factor (gene NDNF). Gene Ontology annotation, biological process: extracellular matrix organization. Gene Ontology annotation, molecular function: protein binding; heparin binding. The record is from RefSeq and is a predicted model, not a curated record. The transcript is spliced from 4 exons. NCBI's taxonomy places the organism in Eukaryota, Metazoa, Chordata, Aves, Columbiformes, Columbidae. The coding region runs from base 438 to 2153 and encodes 571 amino acids.
GCGGCCGCGCCCGCGGGGCUCCCCUCGCCGCCCGGUCCGGCGGCAGCAGCGAGACGCGCUGGGUGCCGCCGCUCCACGCAGCUGCUGCCAACUUUUGCUGGCGCUCAGCUGCGCCGCGGUUCCUCCCGGGAGGCGAAGUCGGGGCCGUGCCUUCGCCCCGAGCGGCGGCGGGUGCCCUCGGGGAGGAUCCAGCUCCUUUGCCCUGUUUUUUCCUCUUUUUUUUUUUUUUUUCAUUUUUCUUUUGCGCGGAGGGGUGGGGAACGGAAGAAGCUAUAAAGCGCUAAGGGACGUGCGUGACAUAGUCCGUGUUGCAGCCCAUCCCCACUGGAGCUGGGGGCUUAGGUAAACACCCGCUCUCCUAGAAAAAGGCCCUCCCCCCCCUCUUCCCCGCUUCGGGAGAGACCGGACGGGACGGGACCGGACCGGCCGCCGCAAGGAUGCUCCUGCUGCGCUGCCCACCACUGCCGCUGCUGCUGCUGCUGCCGCUCAGCUCAAGGCCCCAGAAGUUACCUACCAGAGAUGAGGAGCUCUUCCAAAUGCAGAUCCGGGACAAAGCGUUUUUUCAUGAUUCAUCAGUCAUCCCAGAUGGAGCUGAAAUUAGCAGCUACCUCUUCCGAGACACCCCUAAAAGGUAUUUCUUUGUGGUUGAAGAGGAUAACACUCCCUUAGCAGUGACAGUGACACCAUGCGAUGCCCCUCUGGAGUGGAAACUGAGCGUGCAAGAGCUCCCAGAGGAAACCAGUGGAGAAGGUUCAGGCGAACCAGAACCUCUUGAGCAACAGAAACAGCAGAUUACUAAUGAGGAAGGCACAGAGCUGUUCUCUUACAAAGGCAAUGAUGUUGAGUAUUUUGUGUCCUCUAGUUCCCCAUCUGGUUUGUACCAACUUGAUCUGCUGUCAACAGAGAAGGACACACAUUUUAAAGUGUAUGCAACCACUACUCCAGAAUCGGACCAGCCUUAUCCUGAAUUACCUUAUGAUCCCAGAAUCGAUGUCACUUCUCUGGGACGUACAACAGUGACACUGGCAUGGAAGCCAAGUCCCACCGCCUCCUUACUGAAACAGCCAAUUCAGUAUUGCAUUGUCAUCAAUAAAGAACACAAUUUCAAAAGCCUCUGUGCUGUGGAAGCUAAGCUCAGUUCUGAUGAUGCCUUCAUGAUGGCUCCAAAACCAGGUCUGGAUUUCAGUCCAUUUGACUUUGCCCAUUUUGGCUUCCCCUCAGACAACAACUCUGGCAAAGAACGUGGUUUCCUAAAAUCAUCAUCAUCAAAGUUUGGGAGGCAAACAUCCUCAAAGCCGAGAGUUGAUCUGCAUAAAGUUUGUAUGGGGAACAAGAACAUAUUCACAGUGUCUGAUCUGAAGCCUGAUACGCAGUACUACUUUGACAUGUUUGCAGUAAACACCAACACUAACAUGAGCACUGCGUACAUUGGCACCUUUGCCAGAACGAAGGAGGAAGCUAAACAGAAAACAGUUGAACUGAAGGAUGGCAGGGUUACAGAUGUAUUCAUCAAGAGGAAAGGAACCAAAUUUCUGCGGUUUGCUCCUGUUUCAUCUCACCAAAAAGUCACCUUCUCUGUUCAUUCAUGCCUGGAUGCUGUUCAGAUCCAAGUGAGGAGAGAUGGAAAACUUGUCUUGUCUCAAAACGUGGAGGGUGUGCGGCAGUUCCAGCUUCGAGGAAAAGCAAAAGCUAAGUAUCUCAUUAGGCUGAAGGGAAGCAAAAAAGGUGCUUCUAUGCUGAAGGUCCUGGCUACAACAAGGCCUAACAAACAGUCAUUUCCUUCUCUUCCUGAAGAUACACGAAUCAAAGCCUUUGACAAGCUCCGCACGUGUUCUUCAGUCACGGUGGCAUGGCUGGGGACGCAGGAGAGAAACAAAUUCUGCAUCUACAAAAGGGAAGUGGAUGACAAUUACAAUGAAGAGCAGAAGAAGAGAGAGCAGAACCAGUGCUUAGGUCCAGAUACGAGGAAGAAAUCAGAAAAGGUUCUCUGUAAAUACUUCCACAGCCAGAACAUCCAGAAAGCAGUGACCACAGAGACAAUCAGAGGCCUGCAGCCCGGCAAGUCUUACCUGCUGGACGUUUAUGUGAUAGGGCACGGUGGGCACUCCGUGAAAUAUCAGAGCAAACUGGUGAAAACAAGGAAGUUCUGUUAGUGCCCUUGUACACAGAAGUAUAUGGAACUCUGGUCUGAACGUUAUCCUACUUCCAGGUAUUGACUACUUGCACAGCUGAGAAGUUGUGACCUGUAUUUGUACUGUGUAGAAAAGAUAUCAACUUGUAUAUUUAUGUUUACAUAAGUAAUUGUUUGGAGGAACUGAGGUUGGUGCCCUCUGGUAGCGUCUGGCAAUGGUGUUCUCAUGUGUCCGGUGACCCACAUGUGAUGCUCAGUAGAUGUCCAAGGUAGCAGGAAACCCCAAAGGAACUUGCACUCCUUUGCGUCCAUAUUGCAUGAACUGCUUCUAAAUUAUUUUAUACUUAAAAGGCUGAGAUAAAUUGUUCAUCCACUUUGUUACUCACACACCAAGCACACAGACAUAGACCCUUUCACUCGGCAUAGAUGAUAGGAUUUCUGUAAAUUAUUUUAUAGAGUCUUGUUUUAAAUGUUUAUGUUUCUAUGAUUGUAAACUAUUAAAAUCUGUCUCUGUUAAAAUACAGAUCUAAACUAAGUAUUAACUGGGCUGCACAUGAAGCGGUUUCAUUGCUAAUGUAAAUUCUUACCUAGCUGAUUUUCAUGUUUAAAUACUGUAUUAUUUCAUGUAAAAAGUUGCCAUAAUGUUAUAUUCCUGUAUAUAAAAUUAAAAAAGCUAGAUUAUA